Messenger RNA from Zerene cesonia (dogface butterfly), 1932 nucleotides. RefSeq lists its product as uncharacterized. The record is from RefSeq and is a predicted model, not a curated record. The annotation marks the transcript as partial. The transcript has a single exon. Lineage: Eukaryota; Metazoa; Arthropoda; Insecta; Lepidoptera; Pieridae.
AUGGAUCAUAAUAUUAUUAACACAAAUUUUAAAUACGAAAGAGUAAGUAGCACUUAUGCCGAAAUCUAUUUAGAUGACAGUUUUUGUCAAGAUGAAACCCAUUUGCAAGAAAAUAAACUGAAAGUUGAGAGUCAUGCAAAUGAACAUGGAAACGAAGAAACAAGCGAUGAAUGGAUAUCACCUAGUGACCAACUUAUUGGAAUAAUUGAAUUAAAACCUCCUUUUACAUCUAAAAUUAACCGAGGUAAAACCCAUGAAGGUAUAUUGCACAUAGGCAAUACGGUAUUAGAACAAGAACGAAGUCGUUUUUUAAAAUCACUUGAAAGUCUUAUACAAGAAAACGAUGAGUCAUGGCAACAUAUUCUUACACACGAGAAAGAUGCAGUUACUAAGAAAGUUAAAAAAAUAUAUGAAAAUAUCUAUAAUCAAAAAAGUAAAAUUAUGACGCAAGAAAUAUCAGCUUUUUAUGAAAAUAGUCUUCAAGAAUUGGAAGAACAUUUGAAGUCGGAAUUGCAAACUGUCUUGCAAAGUUCUCAUGCUAGUGUGGUUUCUGUAUUAAACAACGAUAUAAAACUGAAAUUAAGAAAAGAAAAAAAACGACUUGAGGAUAUUUUAAGAAAGAGGCUUUUGAGUGAAGUUAAGAAGAUAAAUAAAUAUUAUAGUUUACUUUUUCGUAAUGAAAUAUCUAGAAAUGAAAAUAUAAUAAGCCAUGCUCUGCGGGAUAGAAAUGACGCAAUCAAUGCUUAUUUAAAACAAAUUGAAGCUGAAAAAAUAACUAGUUCAAUGUAUGUGAUGAGCUUGGAACGUAAAAGGUGUAAAAUAAAUAAAUUAAUACUACAAAGCCACCACGACGCGGAGACUACAGAAAAACUAUCGAUAUUAAAAGAAAAGAAAGAAAUAUUAGACAGAUUGAGACAGAAAGAAGUUCCUUUUAUGGAUGUUAAUAAAGAAUGGGAGGAUAAAAUUACUAAAAUUCUCCAACUUUUUCUAAAAUUUAUAAGUUUUUCACUAAAAUUGUUACCCGAACAAACUACUUUUUUGUUAGACUUAGAAAAGAUGGUAAUUUUACAAUUAAACGAAAUGCAAAAACAUCCUGAAAAUGUACAUUCACUUCUCUACAAUGAAAGUGAUUUAACGAAUAUCUUCGAUUUUGCAGAUAAGCCAAUAGAUGAGAUAGUUUGUGAAAAAGAGCCAUUUGUCUUAAUAGGUGAUUUAUCGGAUCCUAUUCCACCGCGAUAUGGAAGUAGAGAAAUAUUGCCUAUUGAUGUUGAUUUACCAGUUAUAAGGCUGCAAAGACAGUAUGUCUAUGCAAAGUGCCAUGGUUAUGAAGAUAUAAAGAAAUUUCUUAAAAGUCAAGUUUGUAAAUGUCAUCAAAUGCCAUCAAAAUCGCCUUCACUUAUAAGUGACAGCAAUGCAGAACCACCACCAACAGAUGAAAGAGUUCCUAUUUUAGAAAAAUUAUCUUCCGAAGAACUAUUGUUAUGCGAAAAUUUUAAACGCUUGCCAAGUUGUCCUGCACGUAGUUGUACAGUGUGGAUGGACAACGAGGCCUUUCCCUUUUUACCUAACUAUAUAGAUUUUACAGAAAACAAUUUCGAACGAGUGACAGCUAUUCUUGGAAAAUCUCCAGUUAGAAAAGAAUCUCCUGAACUAAUAAAACCAAGGGAUGUAGUAUAUCGUGAAUUACCAUUCUCCGCAACUAAAGAACGAUAUCACACUACAGAAACCCAAUACUCUAGUCAAGAAGACUUCAAUAUUCAAGAUUUACCAUGCACAUGCACGUGCCUGGAUUAUGAUUCAAAUUUAGAUACAAAACAUACACAAAAAGAUUCUACUGAAGAAAUCAAAAACAUUCUGAUCAAAAGAAAAAUUUCGUUACAGCGUUUGAUGAGAAACAAUCCCAAUCUCUUGAAUUUAUUUACAGAUGAAAUU